Peromyscus eremicus (cactus mouse) is the source of this 1484-nucleotide messenger RNA. It is a transcript of the gene Msra, whose product is annotated as methionine sulfoxide reductase A. The transcript is spliced from 7 exons. Gene Ontology annotation, molecular function: peptide-methionine (S)-S-oxide reductase activity. Gene Ontology annotation, biological process: cellular response to oxidative stress. NCBI's taxonomy places the organism in Eukaryota, Metazoa, Chordata, Mammalia, Rodentia, Cricetidae. Bases 308 to 880 code for a protein of 190 amino acids. Gene Ontology annotation, cellular component: cytoplasm. The record is from RefSeq and is a predicted model, not a curated record.
AAGGGCAAGAAGGGUGCUGGUGCCCUGCAGAGGACCCCCGUGUGUCCUGCUGUUAUUUAAGGGUAACGAGGUUCGGAAAGGUGAGGCUACUGGCCUGAUGUCACCCAUCGAGGAAGGGCUUUAGCUGGAAUUGGAAACUACUUCUCUUCUGAAAUCUUGGACCAGUGCUUGCCACCUGAGGGUCUUGAAGCUUACACAGUACAGCCUCCACCCAAGCAGGAGUCUCCCACACUCCCCCCCAAAGUGACAUACAGCGGAGGCUUUGCCAGAAUAAAUCAUCCACUUGGAAGACGAUGGCAUCUUAACUAUGCCAACCAAACACCAUGUCAGUGGCAACAGAACGGUUGAACCUUUCCCAGAGGGAACACAGAUGGCUGUAUUUGGAAUGGGCUGCUUCUGGGGGGCCGAGCGCAAGUUCUGGCUCUUAAAAGGUGUAUAUUCAACCCAAGUGGGCUUUGCGGGAGGCUACACACGCAAUCCCACCUACAAAGAAGUCUGCUCAGAAAAAACUGGCCACGCAGAAGUCGUCCGGGUUGUGUACCAGCCAGAGCACAUCAGCUUUGAGGAACUGCUCAAGGUCUUCUGGGAGAAUCACGACCCGACCCAAGGUAUGCGCCAAGGCAAUGACUAUGGCACCCAGUACCGAUCAGCAGUCUAUCCCACCUCCAAUGCACAGAUGGAAGCAGCCCUGAGAUCCAAGGAGGAAUACCAGAAGGUUCUUGCCAAGAAUGGCUUUGGCCCCAUCACCACUGACAUCCGAGAGGGCCAGGAGUUCUACUAUGCCGAAGACUACCACCAGCAGUACCUGAGCAAGAACCCAGAUGGCUACUGUGGCCUUGGGGGCACUGGAGUGUCCUGCCCAAUGGCCAUUAAAAAAUAAUUUCUCUCCACGAAGUUGGCCCUGGAGGUUCCAGCAAAACCAUGGUUGCUGGAUGGAGCGGCACUGCUGUGAUUCACAUCAGUCGAUUUCCAAAGAGCGCACAUCACACCGGCAUUUACAUGAAUCUGGUUGUCACGGGGGUUCGAUUUACCGGAAGUGCUAUGACAAGCUGAUAAAUUGUAAUUUGUCUUCUGAUCAGUCUGGGUGGGGGUUGAGCAUGACAUUUUAGUGGAUCAUUUGGGAUCUAAAUGGAGAUAAUGAAUGCCCUCUGUCCACCUGCUUGGGCUUGAAGGGAUGCUAAGGGUUCUGAAGCAGGGCGAUGGUUGGGAGGGCAGGGGGUACUGGGACUCCUUGGUCUUUGCUGACAUACCUCACCCCACUCCCCUGCCCUCAGGUGCCUAAUUCAUUAAUGUCUACAGGCUCCAUGAAUCAUUUGCUGAAACGCUUUGCUCCACUGACCCUAGACGUAUGUAAGGGGUCUCUCUCCCUCUUCCAUCCUCUCUCUGGUAGAGAAAAGACAUGAGUGACCUUAAUGAAUUCUAACAUUCUGCUUACAGCUAUGAAAAAGCUUGCUCUAAUAAAAAUCUACAGUUGGUGAUAGCAA